Messenger RNA from Pseudogymnoascus destructans, 619 nucleotides. RefSeq lists its product as uncharacterized. The transcript has a single exon. The coding region runs from base 190 to 507 and encodes 105 amino acids. The record is from RefSeq and is a predicted model, not a curated record. NCBI's taxonomy places the organism in Eukaryota, Fungi, Ascomycota, Leotiomycetes, Thelebolales, Thelebolaceae.
GGUUCACGAUGCAUGUUUAUUGUUUAUUACUUGGUUACGAGUUAGGUGGUACAAAGAUGUAAUCCUCCUGGGGUUGUGUUGCCCUAUGAGCUUGGAUGAGCGUCAUGCCAUCGUUCGCUGGAUCGUUGGAUCUUUCUUUGUUGGGAUCGGGCCCAUUCUCGGGAAAUCUCUUGGGGGGGCGCCAGCUAGAUGGCCACCAAGAUUAAAUGCUACUCUGGUUUAAACAUAUCCAUGAGGCAGCAGACGCGACAGGUUCACUCUCGCCCAAGAACGCAGAGUCCAGCCAAUCAUGGUAACCGCGCUUCUCCGAGAGCACAGAGCGUCCAGCAUGCAGGUUCUUCAGAUGUGGAAAAAGCGCACGAGACCAACUCCAGGAAUUGUGCUUUUAUGCGUUCCAACUGCGCUUACGAGAUUGAAAUGCCUCAUUAUCUCCGUAUGAGUUUGCAGUUUACAGACCGCGUUCGUGCUUUGCUAGUCGUCCUCGAAGACGCCCCAAUAAUGUUGUGAAUGGGAUGUUGUACGUGUCCGUAGCACUGCGAAUACUUGUAAAAUGGCCCGAAUUGUACAUAUUAAUCGCAAGAGCAAUUCGGCCUUCUCUCGAAGCCAAUCAGGUGUUGUG